CUGGAGUGGUAGCGUCCUUGGCUACCAACCCACAACUUCGGGGUCUGUCUUGCCAGGUCUUUCCUUCUUGCCCCUCCAUUGCCUAAGGAGUUGGCCGCUGGCGGCGCACGUCAACGACCUCAAGAGGGAAGCAGUGAAGUACUUUUUAGGUGAAGAAGCCUGGGAAAGAUACCUAGUCCGAAAUUUGGUACUUACAUUUUUCAAUGGCCACGCCCCUCCCUCUGACAUCCCGCCUUAUUUGACUGUGCCUUUUCAUAAAUAUUUCCAGAACACAUCAAUCUGCGAUCGGACCUUAACUCUCACCACUCCUCGUUGGCAAUCCCCGCUCAUCGUCUCUGAUACUAUACCCAAAACUCACCUCACUGUCAGACGUCUUUUCCCGUCGCAUUCGUGUACUUCUUCUCACUGCUCCUCAUCAAAAAAAUCGUGCCGCCCCUCCAUCAAUCUCACAGUCAUAUAAAACGAACCAAGAACCUUAUAGGCGUCACGCACCAUGGCCUCAGCAAAGGAUAUCGCCGGUGCCUUCGCUCAAAGCAAAACGCUCGAGGUUUCUGCCAGCUUGGGUCUAUCGACUUCCCCCACGGUCAAUUUUCAGUCUCCUCCUUCUAGCUUUGCAGGCGCUGCUUUGACGCGUAGACCGGUCCCGAAGCUUCUGAAACCCUUCGACACUCAAGACAUCAAGAUUCUGCUUCUCGAGAAUGUGAACCAGACAGGCAAGGACAUUCUCGCCGAGCAGGGCUACCAGGUUGAGGCUCUCAAGACCUCUCUGCCUGAGGACCAGCUCAUUGAGAAGAUUCGGGAUGUGCAUGUCAUUGGCAUUCGCUCCAAGACCAAGUUGACCGAAAAGGUCCUGCGUGAGGCCAAGAACUUGCUAGUAGUUGGUUGUUUUUGUAUUGGCACUAACCAGGUCGACCUCGAGUACGCUGCCGCCCACGGUAUUGCUGUCUUCAACUCUCCUUUUGCCAACUCGCGCAGCGUUGCUGAGCUUGUCAUUGCUGAAAUUAUCACUCUGGCCCGUCAGCUUGGUGACCGUUCUAACGAAAUGCACCGUGGCACCUGGAACAAGGUCAGUGCCAAGUGUUGGGAAAUCCGUGGAAAGACUCUCGGUAUUGUCGGUUACGGCCAUAUUGGCUCGCAAUUGUCCGUUUUGGCCGAGGCCAUGGGCAUGAACGUUGUGUAUUACGAUGUCGUGAAUCUCAUGGCCCUGGGUACCUCGAGACAAGUGCCCACAUUGGACAACUUGUUGGGGGAGGCCGACUUUGUCACCUUGCAUGUACCGGAGCUUCCGGAGACCAAGAAUAUGAUCUCGACUGCCCAGCUAGAGAAGAUGAAGACAGGCGCUUACCUGAUCAACGCCAGCCGUGGUAGCGUUGUUGACAUACAGGCCCUUAUCAAUGCCAUGCGCUCUGGCAAGAUUGCCGGCGCCGCUCUCGACGUCUACCCUAACGAACCAGCAGCCAAUGGCGACUACUUCAACAGCUCGCUCAACUCCUGGGGUGAGGACCUGCGUAGCCUGAACAACAUCAUCCUGACGCCACACAUUGGCGGUUCCACUGAGGAGGCUCAGCGAGCCAUCGGCGUCGAAGUUGCCGAAGCUCUUGUGCGCUACAUAAACCAAGGCGUUACACUCAACAGUGUAAACCUACCCGAGGUCAACCUGAGAUCGUUGACUCUCGAUGAGCCCGACCACGCUCGUGUCAUCUACAUUCACAGAAACGUUCCUGGUGUGUUGCGCAGAGUCAACGAGAUUUUGGGUAACCACAACGUCGACAAGCAGAUUUCCGACAGCAAGGGCGAUAUUGCGUACCUGAUGGCCGAUGUCAGCAAUGUCAAGGCGGAGGAUAUCAAAGAGAUUUCCGAUGGUUUGGAUUCUCUUGGCUCCCGUAUCUUGACCCGUGUUCUGUACUAGAGGGGGGGAAUUGGCCAUGGCAUUGGGAGGGCGUUUAAGUUGGACAAUUUGGUUCAUGAUAGCGGCUGAUGAGACCCUGCAAUUCGAGACAGCAUUUCAACAUGUCGGCAGGGUCCGCCCGGACGCUUUGGAUAUUGGAGUAUCGGGAUUCAUAUCAACUUGAAGGCAAAGAAGUAGGUGAAUAUACUUAGGUAGUAAGUACAAAGGCGACUUGAAUUUAAAGUAGAAAAGAGGGAAACGAAAAAAGAAACGAAAAAGGGACGAAAAGAUGCACAAGAAUAAUGAUAUAAAAACAUAAAGAAACAGAAAAAAGGGAGCUGAAAUCUUACAACAGUGUUGGACGCGCCAACGAUGU
This is a messenger RNA of Colletotrichum navitas, 2264 nucleotides long. Its product is annotated as D-isomer specific 2-hydroxyacid dehydrogenase. Gene Ontology annotation, molecular function: oxidoreductase activity, acting on the CH-OH group of donors, NAD or NADP as acceptor; NAD binding. Bases 494 to 1909 code for a protein of 471 amino acids. Lineage: Eukaryota; Fungi; Ascomycota; Sordariomycetes; Glomerellales; Glomerellaceae. The transcript has 8 exons. The record is from RefSeq and is a predicted model, not a curated record.